This is a messenger RNA of Aspergillus eucalypticola CBS 122712, 1533 nucleotides long. Its product is annotated as catalase. The record is from RefSeq and is a predicted model, not a curated record. Bases 1 to 1473 code for a protein of 490 amino acids. Gene Ontology annotation, biological process: hydrogen peroxide catabolic process; response to hydrogen peroxide. Gene Ontology annotation, cellular component: mitochondrion; cytoplasm; peroxisome. NCBI's taxonomy places the organism in Eukaryota, Fungi, Ascomycota, Eurotiomycetes, Eurotiales, Aspergillaceae. The transcript has 7 exons. Gene Ontology annotation, molecular function: catalase activity; heme binding.
AUGUCGAAGCCCGUCUACACCCUUGCCGAGGGCCAACCCCUGCCCAACCCCUCCGUCAGCACCACCCUGCCGACCUUUGGCGGCGGUGCCAUCACCACCUUGGGUGAUACCUUGCUGAUCGAGACGUUGACCCAUUUCAACCGGGAGCGGAUUCCGGAGAGAGUUGUUCACGCCAAGGGUAAUGGUGCCUGGGGUGAAUUCCGCGUCACCAAGGACAUCUCCCACCUCACCCACGCCAAGUUCCUCAACGGAGUUGGCAAGACCACCAAGGUGCUUUUCCGCGCCAGUACCACCGGUGGUGAGAAGGGUAGCGCAGAUACCGUGCGUGAUGUGCACGGCUUCUCCGUCAAGUUCUUCACCGAGGAGGGCAACCACGACAUUGUCGGCAACCAUGUGCCCGUCUUCUUCGUUCGUGACCCCGUUCGCUUCCCCUCCCUGAACCGGAGUCACAAGAGGCACCCUACCACCGGUCUUCCCGACAUGAACAUGUACUGGGAUUUCCACAGCAACCAACCUGAGAGUGUCCACACCCUGAUGCACGUCUUCGGCUCCCGCGGUCUGCCCCAGUCCGCACGCCGCAUGACCGGCUUCGGUAUUCACACCUUCAAGCUGGUGGGUCACGACGGCAAAUUCCGCUACUGCAAGUUCCACUUCAGACCUGUGCUGGGCUCCCACAACUUCACCCCCGAGGAGGCCACUCGCAUGGCUGGUGUCAACCCCGACUUCCACAACGAGGACCUCUUCCAGGCCAUCCUGCGCGGUGACUACCCCAAGUGGAAGUUCUACAUCCAGGUUAUGGAGCCCGAGCAGGCUGAGACCUACGGCCGCGCCGUCUUUGAUAUCACCAAGGUGUGGCCGCACAAGGACUUCCCUCUGAUCGAGGUCGGCGAGAUGACUCUCAACCGCAACCCCGAAAAUUUCUUCGCCGAGAUCGAGCAGGCCGCUUUCUCGCCCUCCAACCUAGUGCCGGGUAUCGCCGUGACCCCUGAUCCUAUGCUCCAAGCGCGUAUGUUCGCCUACCCCGAUGCCCAGCGCUACCGUCUGGGAGUCAAUUACACGCAGCUGCCGCCCAACCGGGCCAUUUGCCCCGUGUAUGCGCCCUACGAGCGUGACGGUCUGGCCACCAUGGGCCGCAACUACGGUGGCGACCCGAACUACAUCAAGAGCACCCUGACCCCUGGCGUGUUCAGCCAGUCGGUGCAGGAGGUGCGCCACCACGAGUGGCUGCGCUCCGGCGCGGUGCUGGGUCUCAACGAGAUCCCCGUGGACGACGAGGACUUUGUGCAGCCCCGUGCCUUGUGGAACAACGUGUUCGAUGAGGCGGAGCGCAGCCUCUGGGUGAACAACGUGGCGGAAGCCUUGGAGGGAGUGGUGCCGGAGAUCCAAAAGGCCACCAUUGCCAUGUUCAGCCGGGUGGAGCCACAGAUCGGCCAGAGAUUGGAGGCUAAGCUGAAGAGCUCCUCCCGGUUGUAAAUGGACAGCGGGAGCUUAUAGAUUAUAGAUACAUAACGAUAGACGAUAGACAAUAUAGAG